Messenger RNA from Spinacia oleracea (spinach), 1750 nucleotides. Its product is annotated as GTPase-activating protein gyp1. Gene Ontology annotation, molecular function: GTPase activator activity. NCBI's taxonomy places the organism in Eukaryota, Viridiplantae, Streptophyta, Magnoliopsida, Caryophyllales, Amaranthaceae. The coding region runs from base 95 to 1471 and encodes 458 amino acids. Gene Ontology annotation, biological process: activation of GTPase activity. The transcript has 10 exons. The record is from RefSeq and is a predicted model, not a curated record.
AAAAAACUUAGCAAAAGAGCCUUAAAUAAAUAACAAGAACAAAGAAAAUGCACAUGAAAAUGUUCGUUACUUGUUACAGAGAAGUGUAACAAAAAUGAAGAACACUGUAAACAACCCAGCUGAUGAUGAUGAUACCAACAAAGACGCAGUUUCUACUCUCGAUUCUCGCUUCAAUCAAACCCUCAAAAGUGUUCAAGGGUUGCUUAAAGGACGCAGUUUUCCUGGAAAAGUAUUGCUGAGCCGCCGAACAGAACCUUUUGAUGCUUCUAGCAUACAUGGAUCUCCUCGAGGAGAAUAUGGAAGGACUUUCUCUCAAAAUGAUGCUGGACCAAGCGAACAGGAGGAUGACUCUGUUGAGGAACAGUCUCCAAAGACAGAUGGUAAUGAGUCUAAUGAUUACAGUGCUUCUCUCAGUAAGUCAAAACCUUCACCGUCUCCCGUCAAUACACCCGGGGACUCCCAGAAGACUUUGUUAAGUGCAAGAUCUACAGAUACAGCAAGGGUUAUGAAGUUUAAAAAGGAGCUUUCGGCACCAACAGUUACUUUAGAAAACUUGCGGGCGCUAGCUUGGAAUGGUGUGCCAUCUUACAUGCGCCCUGUUGUCUGGAGACUCCUUUUGGGAUAUGCACCACCUAAUUCAGAUAGACGGGAAGGAGUUCUGAGGAGGAAACGUCUUGAGUAUCUUGAUUGUGUGGCGCAGUACUACGACAUUCCAGAUACGGAGCGUUCAGAUGAUGAAAUCAACAUGCUUCGCCAGAUUCAAGUUGACUGUCCCAGAACUGUACCUGAUGUAGCUUUCUUUCAGCAACCUGCUGUCCAGAAAUCUUUGGAGCGGAUACUCUACACUUGGGCCAUCCGACAUCCUGCUAGUGGAUAUGUUCAAGGAAUAAAUGAUCUUGUGACACCAUUUCUAGUUGUAUUCUUGUCUGAACAAUUAGAAGGAAGCAUUGAUACUUGGUCAUCUUUGGACUUAACGGAAGAUAAAAUUGCUGACGUCGAGGCUGACUGCUAUUGGUGCCUCUCAAAAUUGCUUGAUGGUAUGCAAGAUCAUUACACAUUUGCCCAACCAGGAAUCCAGAGACUUGUUUUUAAACUGAGGGAAUUGGUUCGGAGGAUUGAUGAACCUGUUUCAAAACAUAUGGAAGAGCAUGGUCUUGAGUUCCUCCAGUUUGCGUUCCGGUGGUUCAAUUGUCUUCUAAUACGUGAGAUCCCAUUCUCCCUCGUGAACCGCCUUUGGGAUACAUAUCUUGCAGAAGGUGAUGCACUGCCUGAUUUUCUCGUGUACAUAGCAGCCAGUUUUGUUUUGACAUGGUCCGAUAAGGUCCACAAACUUGAUUUCCAGGAAAUGGUGAUGUUCCUUCAGCACCUUCCAACUCUGAAUUGGGGAGAUCAGGAAUUGGAGAUGGUACUUUCAAGAGCUUAUAUGUGGCAUACCAUGUUCAACAGUUGUCCGAGCCACUUAGCUAGCUAGUCAAUGCGGGAAAUCAUAUACUAAAUAUAUAUAUAUAUAUAUUUUGAGAUACUUAGUUUUGUAUGUUCCCUAUUGUAUUCAUAUAGUGGUAAUUCCCAUGUGAUAAAAGAUGGUUUCAUUUUGUUGAUAAUGCGGCCUUGUAUCAUUUUGUGUUGAUUACUUUGCUCUUCAUGGCAUAUGCGUCUUUGAUAUGUAAUCAAUUGCAUGUUAUAUGCUUUGCUUUUUCAACAUUUGUUAUCGUAAUUCGAUUUUGAUUGAAUAGAAGAUUUUAUUUGGCAA